UGCAUCCAGUCGGAUCCUUUCUCUCAUUGAUCUAACAUAUAUAUGGAACGUGCUUUAACCCGUCCAGUUCUUUCUCACUAGUGCAAGGAUACUGGACCUUAAUGAGACAUGGGUUUGCUUUGGCAGCCAUGCUGACCACCUUAAUGGACGGCCUCCUCUGCUGCCUGACAGGGAAGUCGGCCAACGUCGUGGUCCCCAUAGAAACCUCGGAAGCCGCCGACGGCUACGAGUUCGUGGAGGUCAAACCGGGUCGUGUCUUGAGGGUCCGACACAUCAUCCCGGAGCGGGAGGUGGUGGACGAGCCCAGGGGCCCUGGGGGAAGCGUCCACCGUAAGAGGAAGAUCACAGUGUACCGUAAUGGGCAGCUACUGAUAGAGGACCUGGGCGACGCGGCGAGACAGGAGCUUUUACACGCUCAAAAUGGAGACACACAACCCAACUGUACCGUAGAGGUGGAGCUCGCAGACCCAUUGUCCAAUCCAACUCCCACCGCUGACCCCAAAGCGGACAAGACCGGGUCAGUGGUUGGAACAGGGGGAGCGGCGACAUCUCCAGCCCCGACCCUCGGAUCAGCCCCAGAUCUGACCCAACAGCCCCGGAAGCGGCGGCGGAAGCCCAAACGCACAGUGGUGAUUGACAGCGAGAGGAAGAUCACGUCGUGUAAGGGGACACACGCAGACGUGGCAGUAUUCUUUGUGCACGGCGUGGGCGGUUCCCUCGACAUCUGGGGCAGCCAGAUGGACUUCUUCUCCCGUCUGGGCUAUGAGGUCAUCGCGCCUGACCUGGCGGGUCACGGGGCGAGCUCGGCACCUCAGAUCGCGGCAGCGUACACGUUCUACGCCCUGGCUGAGGACAUGAGGGCCAUCUUUAAGAGAUACGCACGGAAGAGGAACAUCCUCAUUGGACACUCCUAUGGUGUGUCGUUCUGUACGUUCCUGGCCCAUGAGUACCCAGACCAGGUCCACAAGGUAGUGAUGAUAAACGGAGGAGGUCCCACAGCACUGGAGCCCAGCCUCUGUUCCAUCUUCAACCUGCCAACCUGUGUGCUGCACUGCCUGUCCCCCUGCCUGGCCUGGAGCUUCCUCAAGGCUGGGUUUGCCCGUCAGGGUGCGAAGGAGAAACAGCUGUUGAAAGACAACAAUGCCUUCAACGUGUCCUCCUUCGUGCUGCGUGCCAUGAUGAGUGGUCAGUACUGGCCAGAGGGCGACGAGGUAUAUCAUGCAGAGAUCCCAGUGCCCAUCCUGCUGGUGCAUGGCAUGUACGACAAGUUUGUUCCCAUAGAGGAAGAUCAACGCAUGGCGGAGAUCCUGUUGCUGGCCUUCCUGAAGAUAAUCAACGAGGGCAGUCACAUGGUGAUGAUGGAGUGUCCCGAGAGUGUCAACACCCUCCUGCACGAGUUCUUCCUCUGGGAGCCUGACUCCCCACCCAAAUCUAAACCCUGUCCCGAAAUCGCCACCAAGAGACCCGAAACCGCCAAGAUCCCCACCGCAUCCAACGGAGGAGCAACGCCAGAAAGCAAAGACGAGACCAAAUAACCCAGAGGGGGAUGUGUGGUAUUAACUCCAGUCAAAGCAGACACAGACAGUGUCCGAACAUUGCUGGUUGUCCUAGGCUAUGUCUCCUAAGGUGCAGGGAGCUGGUUUGAGCUGGUCUGGGCUGGUUUUAAACUGGUCUGAGCUGGUUUGAGGUGGGAUUUGAGGAGGUGGAACACAGCACACAGGGUCAGACGGGCCCAUUUUUGGGUCUGAGCCACAAAAGAAAGGAAGGGCAGGAGAGCUGGCAGGUAUGGAUGGACAGAGUGACGUAUCAGAUGACAACAAGGGGGAGGUCUAUUGUAUUAUUCCUGGUCCUGUUCUGAUUAACUGGUCCCUGGCUGGGACUGGAGACAGGUGGGAGUGAACAUUUUUGAGAAGCUCUGAAGAGGUGCUGAGUUGGAGAGGAUGGUCAUGGUGAAUCUGGUAAUGGUUUUGGUUUUGGUUGUGUGUUGCUGCUUUGUGGUACCAGUACCCAGGUCUAGACUCAGUCCCAUGUGAUGGCUUGUCAGUUGCCUAACCGCGUGGAAAUGUCAGAGUAUGGGUGGAUCAGAGAGGGAACAAUAAUAUAUUCAACGGGAUCAAGUGACACGGGAAACGUUGAUAGCCAAGAAGACUGCUUGUUAGGCCCAGAUUCAGUCAGUUCCAGCGCUAACCGGCCCAAACGGACAACUGCUGCAUAGCUGUUUCUUUGUUUUUGUUUAGGCGAUAUUGGAGGUGUCUCUGCGUUGGAACUGUCAAAUCUGUGAGCAGCUGCUCUCGUCGUCAUAGUCACAAAACCACACCCGUUCUUAAAUCCCCCCCUGCAUUAGGAGGUUCAGAAAUAACGAGGAUUUCUAUCAGCCUUAGAGGUGUAGAUUACAACACAUUCCUGUGUUCCAACUUGUAACAAGGCUGCAUGGGGUUAUUACUAAUCCAACUCGGCACAUCCAAUGGUAAUGUCCACGAUAGGGAGAACGCCAGGAGCCGCUUGCUGAUUCGACAGCUCCAACGCUGUUACACCUCCGACAGGCAGAACUGAUCUGAAUCUAGCCCCCUAUACUACUCACGCCAACGGGUAGACAGAAACCCCAGAACUAACUUCUGUUUCCUUACAGUACUUCUGCACAUGGGGGUUAAAUGUUAUGGAUGACGAUCAACGGUGCUUUUUGAGAACUAGCCUACUACAUUUUAUUUAUGCAGCAUUCAUACAGUAUUUAAAAGCACUUCCCCGUCAGAAGGAUUACAACAGGCAGGCUAACUAUGUUAUGCUAUAUCUAAAGAUGCAGAGUAACAACUUUGAGGGACCGGAGUAAGACCCAUGUUUGACUGUCCUACAAAGUUUCCUUGUGUAUUUUAUGGGGGAAACAAAUAUGUUUCCUUAUUAGCUGCAGGUUACCUAGGAAACACACAGGGGCAGAUGUGUGUUUUGGACCCCUUUUAAGAAGGAGAAUUGUACUGAAUCCUAGCGUUAUAUUUCUCACCAAAACUAUGCUAAACAAUUAUGAUCGUUUGUGGGUUUUCCAGGUAGAAGUGAUAUAAGCUCUGAAAAUGAUAUUGCUCCACCAAAAAUUGCUUACAACCUGAGAAUUCUUCAGUGCCACAUAGCCGGUCUUCUCUGUGGUGUAACUAGCAUCCCAUUGAUAAGUGUCACAAAGACUGUGUUGAAUAACAGUGUAUUAAAUACUGAAUCAAUCCCUAGCACUGAUGAUCUGCACUGCAGCGCUCUAGAAAUGUAAAGGCAAUGUUCCCACAUUCAUGGUAAACACUGCAUAAGUCGGUUCAAUUGGAAAUGACCUUCCAAUUUAAGUUGAGCCACAGCGCGGAUCUUCAGCGCCACGGAUGGAAUUAACCCCUUACUCUUUAGCUAGGUGUGCACCAGUGGAGGCUGCCAAGGGGAGGACGGCUCAUAAGAAUGUCUGGAAUGGAGCGAAUGGAAUGGCGUCAGACACCCGGAAACCAUGGAAACCAUGUGUUUAAUACCAUUCCACUGAUUCCAUUCAUUACCAAGAGCCCGUCCUCCCCAAUUAAGGUGCCACCAACCUCCACUGAAUGAUGCCCUUCACCUGUAUUCCACAGGACAGGCGGUGGCAGGUUGAUCUCCUGUCCAAUAAGACUGUUACUGAAACUAUUUGGUUUAACUCUGGUUUUAGCACUGCAACAGUCCAGUUACUUCAAAACGAUCACUAUCCCAUUUCCGUUUGUCGAUCUCUGCAAUGGAGCAGUGCAAAGCCCUCUGUUACUGUUGGUUAUGGAAAAGUCAGUGUCAGUGGAGGCUGCUGAGGGGAGGACGGCUUAUAAUAAUGGCUGGAACAGAGCGAAUGGAAUGGCAUCCAACACCUGGAAACCAUGGAAACCAUGUCAUUGUUGUAUUUAAUACCGUUCCGCUGAUUCUGCUCCAGACAUUAACACGAGCCCGUCCUCCUCAAUUAAGGUGCCACCAACCUCCUGUGGUCAGUAGGUCACCCACGAACAACAAUAUGCAUUUUGAAAACAUAACACUUAACAUGGCCGUGAGUAUACUUUUGAUAAAAUAUGCAACUUUUACAAGCAAAUAAUGAUGCUUAUAUAGGUAUUGAUGCUGAAAAAAAUGAGUGAACAGGAGUGAAUUAAAUUGAGAAUUGAGUUCUCGCUAGUCAGAUGGGUUUAGCUUUAUGAUCCUCAGUCAUGUUCUCAGUGGAACAUCACUAAGUAUUUUAAAUCUGAAUGGUUCUGAAUCUGUGUCAACUAUCAGUAUCACAUUUGUGCCCUUGUGCAUCUUAAAUGUAUCACUGUGUUCGCCUUUGAUAUUGAUUUCAGCAAUGAAGUGCUGGAAGAAUGUUCAGUUCACCAAAAAUAAAAUAUGAGGAAUAUUA
Oncorhynchus tshawytscha (Chinook salmon) is the source of this 4366-nucleotide messenger RNA. RefSeq names its product abhydrolase domain containing 8b (gene abhd8b). Gene Ontology annotation, molecular function: catalytic activity. The record is from RefSeq and is a predicted model, not a curated record. Lineage: Eukaryota; Metazoa; Chordata; Actinopteri; Salmoniformes; Salmonidae. Bases 102 to 1535 code for a protein of 477 amino acids. The transcript is spliced from 5 exons.